UAGCUUGUGAACUUCAAUCGCUGAAAACUUUACAAAAUCUUUUUGCAAAUGACUGAACUAGCACGAGGCCAGAUAAACUCUUUGCUAUCAGAAAACCCCUCCACUAUCACCGUCGUCGAUGGUCAUUUAUAUGAGGUUCCUAUUGCACCUACACAACAACAGCAGCAAUCAGAGGGCUCUCUUAUUAUCAAUUUACCCUCCAACUUUCCAGAGGAGCCACCCGUUAUCACUGUUUCUCCAACCGGAAUGCGUCAUCCGUGGAUAGACAGUGAUGUCGUUAUGCAUGACGGACUACCUAGUUGGACACUCCAAAGUAAUCUAGGUCUCUUGGUAAAAGAUAUUUGUAAAGAGUUCACAAUGAGGCCGCCCGCGAAAAAGAGUACGACUGUAACAGGAGGGACAAGGAUAAGUGUCGUUCCGCCACCUUUGCCAGCAUCACAACUACAACAACAACAAGUAACGUCAAUGACAAAUAAAACGAAUGACGAAGGAUAUGGUGCUCGUCCACAACCUCCCAUUCCAUCAAGAUCCAAUAGCAGUAAUACCCCAACUUCGCAUACAACCAAUUUAGAGUAUAAUGCAAUAUCAAAACUGAGCUCGGAAGAAAUUGAUGAACUACUAUCGGAUGAAACAGGCUUUGAAAUAUUCUUCAACACACUCGACAGGGUUAAGAACUUGAAGGCAUUUCAAGAAGAGUUAAGAAAUGGGAAUGAUCAGCUUGCUCACAAAAACCUUAGUAGAGAAGAUCAGCUUAUAAAAUUAAGGUCCGAGGUUGCAGAUUUAUAUAACAAAUAUCAAACGGAUAAAGCAGCAUUCGACAAAAAAGAACGGCAGCAAAAUGAAGCCUUUAGCCGUUUCUCUUCUUCGACAGUUUUGACAAGAUUGAAAGCAAGUCUGUAUGAGUCCGAUGAAUUAUCUGAAUCUGUAGCUCAAAGCUUUUUGGAUGGCAAUUUGGAUAACGACAGUUUUGUGAAGCAAUUUAGAGAAUUCCGUAAAGUCUACCAUUUAAGAGCGAGUAAACUGGAGAGAGCACAGAAGGAUAAUUUAUUCGUAUCGUACUGAAAUCAGCCCAUAGAGUGCGUCCGAGUGAUUCAGAAAGCGCUUUUUUUUCGAUGCCAUAUUUUGUGUAUACUUGUCUCGUUGCCUUGAAUUUGUUUUCCACUAUCAGUAAGCCAACUGUCCUUCAGGAAAAGGAGGAAAAGUCUGCUUGUUAAUUCCACAAGAUAGAUUUGAUCCAUCCAAUUUCUGCUAUACCUGUAAAAUAAAGAGACCAAUUUGCGAACGGUA
Mycotypha africana is the source of this 1287-nucleotide messenger RNA. RefSeq lists its product as uncharacterized. Bases 49 to 1062 code for a protein of 337 amino acids. NCBI's taxonomy places the organism in Eukaryota, Fungi, Mucoromycota, Mucoromycetes, Mucorales, Mycotyphaceae. The transcript is spliced from 6 exons. Gene Ontology annotation, biological process: protein targeting to membrane; ubiquitin-dependent protein catabolic process via the multivesicular body sorting pathway; protein targeting to vacuole. Gene Ontology annotation, cellular component: ESCRT I complex. The record is from RefSeq and is a predicted model, not a curated record.